CUUCUGAAGACAGAGAAAAACAACAUGGCGCUAUGUCGUUGUUUGAAAUGUUUUUGUUUCCACUUUUAGACAGAAAACGCUUCAGAAAAUUGAAAGUAGAGGUUUGAAAAUUAUAUUUAUUUGUAUUUACAUUGUUGCUGCCCAAAAUGACUUGAUAUUCACCGUCUGAUAUAACCGUGUAAUCAAAUUUUUGUAUACAAACAUCGUGGAACGCCGCUUAUUAGGAACUCAGAACUCCCGGCAAUCCCGGGUUUGCUGUUCAGAUAUUGUGUACUCAGUCCAUUAAAGUUGCUAAUGACCUUGGGGAAAGUGUGAACGUCACAACGUUCCUUUUUACCAAUCUGUUUUAGAAAUUAUUAGACAAAAAGAGUAAUUUUUAAAAACUAGUGUACUUGACGAACCAUUGACCGAUCAAGUUCUCGAUUCGCAUUUAUCCUCUGAAGAUGGCUAAUCUUAGCUUCAUAGACGACGAAUCUAUUCAUCGUUUGGAAGGCAGCACUGAAAAAGUUGGGGGCUUGGUUGUGAUGAAGAAAAGCCCUUCUUCCAUUGACAGUUCGUUCAAGUUUCAAAAACCAGGUGUAUCCCUCUUGGGACUCGACCGACUGGCUGCCCAAAAGCGUAAAGUCCACGACCACGGAGAUACAGAAGAAUCAAAAGAGAAGGGUUCCAAAGGAAAUAUUGAAGAAAUAAGAUCGAAAUCUCAUAAAGACAGACAUUAUCGUGCUCCAAGAGAUGAGACCCCAUCACAUCCCGGGGGUGUCAAUACUGUUGCAAAGGAAAAGAUCAAAAGCCGUCAUCAUCGAGAGCGUGGGGUUUUUGCAUCAUCAAAAGACAGCAAGAAGCAUAGGAGUGAAACGUCUGAGAACGAGCAUCGAAGUUGGCAGCGUAAAAGCGAUCGAGAUAAAAGCUACAAGCACCGAGAUAGAGAUGAACGAGAUCGAAGCAAGCAUCGGGACCAUCAUAAAAGUUCUCAUAGGAGGAGAGAUGACCACAGUGAGAGAAGUAGCCGAAGUGGGUCAGAAUCUUCUUCAAGAGAAAAUAGAAGUGUGCGAAGCAGUUCUCGUAGCUGGGAAUUCUCUGAACGGGAGAGUCGACGACGGGAACGAGAAUGGGAGGAAACACCACGUCGGGAACAGUCAGAUGAACCUGCCACUCCGGACCUCCGACCAACUGACACACCAUUAACGAAAGCUGCCUGGGAUGAUGAUGAUGGUGUUCCUGCCACAAAGUCUAGUUGGGAUCUGGCAUCUGUUGGUGGGUCACCUUACACGGAUGAUAGGAGUGAACGUAGUGAUUCAUGGGUAGACAGGGACAGAAGCAGGGCAAGUGAGUCAAGGUCUUUUCAGAAAAUUUCCGAAACUCCCCUUCCUACACCCACCUAUAAACACAACAAGUGGAUGAAUGAUAGAGACAGAAGGCACUCAUCACGCAGAGAGAAAUUAGACAUCAAAUUUGAAACUGAAGAAGAGAAAAAUGAUUGGGAAGAUGAACAGAAACGCCUUGAUCGAGAAUGGUAUGGCAUGGAUGAGGGUUAUGAUGACGAGCACAACCCAUUCUCUGGAACUUCCAAUGAAUACACAAAAAAGAAAGAAGAAGAAAUGGAACAGAGGAAGAAGAAAAGAAUGUCAGCUCGUCAGAGACAAAUCAACAAGGAUAUUGAAAUGUGGGAGACAAACCGGAUGCUGAGGAGUGGAGUGGUCACCAAAAUCGGUUACGACGAUGACUUUGAGGAAGAUAAUGAGGCACGUGUUCAUUUACUAGUGCACAACACAGUGCCACCUUUCCUUGAUGGUAGAAUUGUAUUCACCAAACAACCAGAGCCUGUAAUCCCUGUGAAGGACCCCACUUCAGACAUGGCUGUAGUGUCCCGCAAAGGCUGUGCAGUUGUAAGAUCAUACAGAGAACAGAAGGAGCGGAAGAAGGCCCAAGUGAAGCACUGGGAAUUGGCUGGAACCAAAAUUGGUGAAAUUAUGGGAGUGAAAAAGGAAGAUGAAACUGACAAAAAUGGAGAUGUAGAUUAUAAAACUGGCCACAAGUUUGCAGAAGUGAUGUCUGACCAAACAGAAGCUGUUAGCGAAUUUGCUAAACGUCGUACCAUCUUACAACAGAGACAGUACUUGCCUAUUUUUGCUGUGCGAAAUGAGCUGUUGAACAUAGUCCGAGACAACAGUGUGGUGAUUAUUGUUGGAGAGACUGGCUCAGGGAAAACUACUCAGUUGACUCAGUAUCUUCAUGAAGAUGGCUAUACCAACUAUGGCAUGGUCGGCUGUACCCAGCCGCGUCGAGUCGCUGCCAUGUCUGUUGCCAAACGUGUUUCUGAAGAAAUGUCUGUUGAACUUGGUGAACAAGUUGGGUAUGCUAUUCGAUUUGAAGAUUGUACUUCUGAGAAUACUCUCAUAAAAUAUAUGACAGAUGGUAUUCUGUUGCGAGAGUCUUUGAGAGAAUCUGACUUGGAUAAUUACAGUGCCAUCAUAAUGGAUGAAGCUCAUGAAAGGUCGCUCAGUACAGACGUUCUCUUUGGUCUGCUACGAGAAGUAGUUUCUCGAAGGCAAGAUUUGAAGCUAAUUGUUACAUCAGCCACCAUGGAUGCAUCUAAAUUCUCAACUUUCUUUGGAAAUGUUCCCAUUUUUAAAAUUCCUGGCCGAACAUUCCCUGUUGAUGUGUUGUUCAGUAAAAACCCUGUUGAAGACUAUGUUGAUUCUUCUGUAAAACAGGCCAUGCAGAUCCAUCUCCAACAAGCAGAAGGUGAUAUUUUGGUAUUUAUGCCUGGUCAGGAAGAUAUUGAAGUGACGUGCGAAUUGAUAUCAGAACGUCUUUCACAGCUUGAUGAUCCUCCGCCCUUGGCCAUUCUUCCCAUAUAUUCACAACUUCCCAGUGAUUUACAAGCGAAGAUUUUCCAGAAAGCUCCAGAUGGCAUCCGGAAAUGUGUGGUUGCCACAAAUAUUGCAGAAACUUCCCUGACAGUUGAUGGUAUUAUGUUUGUCAUUGAUUCCGGUUACUGCAAACUGAAAGUGUUUAAUCCCAAAAUCGGUAUGGAUGCCCUUCAGGUAUUCCCCAUCAGUCAGGCCAAUGCUAAUCAACGAUCUGGACGUGCUGGUCGAACUGGACCAGGACACUGUUACCGCCUGUAUACUGAAAGGCAGUAUAAAGAUGAAAUGCUGGUCACUUCAGUUCCAGAGAUCCAAAGAACAAACUUGGCCAAUGUUGUAUUGCUUUUGAAAUCCCUUGGGGUCCAAGAUCUCUUGCAGUUUCAUUUUAUGGACCCACCUCCACAGGACAAUAUACUGAAUUCUAUGUAUCAGCUGUGGAUUCUUGGUGCUCUAGACAACACAGGCAUGCUUACACCGCUUGGCCGUCAAAUGGUAGAAUUUCCUUUAGAUCCUGCCUUAUCAAAAAUGCUUAUAAUUUCAAUGGAGAUGGAAUGUAGUGCUGAAAUUCUUGUAAUUGUUUCAAUGCUAUCUGUGCCCGCCAUAUUCUACAGACCAAAAGGACGAGAAGAAGAUUCCGAUUCUUCAAGAGAGAAGUUCCAAGUGCCUGAGAGUGACCAUUUAACUUAUCUGAAUGUCUAUCAGCAAUGGAAAAGAAAUGGCUACUCAGCGAACUGGUGCAAUGAACAUUUCAUACACAUAAAAGCCAUGAGAAAGGUGCGAGAAGUACGGCAACAGCUGAAAGAGAUUAUGGACCAACAGAAGAUGGAUUUGAUCUCCUGUGGAAACGACUGGGAUGUUGCACGGAAAAGCAUUUGUUCGUCCUAUUUCCACCAGGCUGCAAGACUCAAGGGCAUCGGAGAAUAUGUUAACUGCCGAACGGGGAUGCCAUGUCACUUACACCCUACCAGCGCCCUCUUUGGCAUGGGCUACAAUCCUGACUAUAUUGUCUACCAUGAAUUGGUUAUGACAUCCAAGGAAUACAUGCAAUGUGUAACUGCUGUGGAUGGUCAGUGGCUAGCAGAGAUGGGACCAAUGUUUUAUACAAUUAAGGACUCGACAAAGUCAAGACAGGAUCGUAAGAAACAGGUGAAGGAAGAGAUGACAGCAAUGGAAGAUGAGAUGAAAAGAGCUGAUGAACUGAUCAAAGCCAGGAAGGAGCAACAAGAACGGUCUGCCCUUGGUUCUAAAAGGUCAAAUAUUGCUACCCCAGGGAGAGUAGAUCCAGCAACUCCUUGGUCAAAUAGGAAAUCAUCCGGGAAAUUUGGCCUGUGAAUACAGCAUUCGUGUGAGAGGAGCAGGAAGAUUAGGUGUUUUGUAAAUAAUUUAUGAAAUUGUUUCUAAUAAAUUUGUUGAAAAUUUA
Messenger RNA from Octopus sinensis (East Asian common octopus), 4290 nucleotides. Its product is annotated as pre-mRNA-splicing factor ATP-dependent RNA helicase PRP16. Lineage: Eukaryota; Metazoa; Mollusca; Cephalopoda; Octopoda; Octopodidae. Gene Ontology annotation, biological process: mRNA splicing, via spliceosome. The coding region runs from base 444 to 4202 and encodes 1252 amino acids. Gene Ontology annotation, molecular function: RNA binding; ATP binding. Gene Ontology annotation, cellular component: intracellular anatomical structure; spliceosomal complex. The record is from RefSeq and is a predicted model, not a curated record. The transcript is spliced from 26 exons.